Lathyrus oleraceus (garden pea) is the source of this 4285-nucleotide messenger RNA. RefSeq names its product kinesin-like protein KIN-7O. Gene Ontology annotation, molecular function: microtubule binding; ATP binding; microtubule motor activity. Gene Ontology annotation, biological process: microtubule-based movement. The record is from RefSeq and is a predicted model, not a curated record. NCBI's taxonomy places the organism in Eukaryota, Viridiplantae, Streptophyta, Magnoliopsida, Fabales, Fabaceae.
AAAUUAAUCGAUCUGUUUCUAAGAGAGUAUUCAAAGCAGAGACACAAAACACUAGUGGUGUGAGACGGUGAAAUUGGAGAAUUUGAAGUACUGUAGCACCACCAACAUUUGAAUUCUUCAAUUGUGGCCCUAAUUCGCUGUACAGCGCGGGAUUUUUUUUAACGGAGCAGAGAAGCUGAAUACAUUCAUUCUUCAAUCUUCCACAAACACCAUCUUAUUGAUAGAGUCAAAAACAAAUACCAUUUUCUCAUUCUCUCACAUUUUCUUUCAUCCUUCCACUCAUGGAUAGAAUUCAUGUAACUGUUCGUGCAAGACCUCUCUCGCCGGAGGACGCAAAAACCAGCCUAUGGAGAAUCUCCGGCAACUCCAUUUUCAUUCCCAACCACUCCUCCAUCUUCGAAUUUGAUCAAGUAUUCGAUGAAAAUGGUAAAACAUCUCAAAUCUAUGAAACUCGUACCAAGGACAUAGUUGCUGCUGCAGUCAGUGGAUUCAAUGGUACUGUUUUCGCUUAUGGACAAACUAAUAGUGGGAAGACUCAUACCAUGCGUGGAUCUAAAGCCGAGCCUGGAGUCAUUCCUCGCGCUGUGCAGGAUUUAUUUGAAAUUCUUCAACAAGAUGUUGAUCGAGAAUUUCUUCUUAGAAUGUCAUACAUGGAGAUUUACAAUGAAGAGAUAAAUGAUUUAUUGGCUCCUGAACAUCGAAAACUGCAGAUUCAUGAAAAUAUAGAGCGGGGAAUAUAUGUUGCGGGCCUACGAGAAGAAAUUGUUACCUCUUCUGAGCAAGUUCUUAAUCUCAUGGAGUUUGGAGAAUCUCAUAGACAUAUCGGAGAGACAAAUAUGAACUUGUACAGUAGUAGAUCCCAUACUAUUUUUCGCAUGAUAAUUGAAAGCAGAGAUAGAAAUGAAGAUGAAAGCACUGGUAGCUCUUGUGAUGCUGUUCGUGUAUCAGUGUUGAAUUUAGUGGAUCUUGCUGGUUCAGAGCGUGCUGCAAAAACAGGAGCAGAAGGUGUACGUCUCAAAGAGGGAUCACACAUAAACAAAAGUUUAAUGACUUUGGGAACUGUGAUUAAAAAAUUGAGUGAAUGCGUUGAGAGUCAAGGGGGUCAUGUUCCAUAUCGAGAUAGCAAGCUUACAAGAAUUUUGCAACCUGCUUUAGGGGGAAAUGCUAACACAGCUAUAAUAUGUAAUAUCACUCUUGCUCAGAUACAUACAGAUGAAACUAAAAGCAGUCUACAAUUUGCAAGCCGAGCUUUGCGUGUUACAAAUUGUGCUCAAAUCAAUGAGAUUAUGACAGAUGCUGCUUUAUUAAAACGCCAAAAGAAGGAAAUUGAAGAGCUUCGUGCUAAAUUGACGGGUUUUCGUUCAGAGCAUUUGGAAGAGGAGAUUCUGAGCCUUCGAAAUACAUUGUUACAGUCUGAACUAGAAAGGGAACGCAUAGCUUUGGAAUUAGAAGAGAAAAAGAAAACACAAGGUGAAUGGGAAAAGAGACUGCAUGAUCAAGCCAAGAGAAUUGAAAACUUGAGCUCAAUGGUUUUGUUUUCAAAUAGGGAUGAGAGUGUCAAAUAUACUAAAAAGGAGAAGAGGCGGGGUACAUGGUGUCCUGGAAAUCUUUCACAGGUGCAUCUUAAAGAUGUGCAUUCUAGCAUCCACACCGAUGUUUCUACCUCAGAACCUAUUCAACCUAAGCUAGAAAUGGGACCACUUGUUCCUUUCAACGAACUCAUAGAUAAAGAUUUCAAUGUGGACGAUUCCUGUAAGAACGAAGAGGAUACUAAAGGUGAUGCAAAUAACGAUCACAAUCUACCAAACCCUCGUGCUUUAUUGCUUGUGACAAACAGGAAAAGAGAUUCAUCAUGGAAGAAAAGAUUAUCUAUGCAGGAAGACAACGAAUAUCUACAACAGCAAUCAGAAUAUGACAGUCUUAGAGAGUCAGAGGCUAUUCUUGUUAUCAAAAGACUUCAAGAGCAGAUUAACGUUUUGGAAAUGGAAAAGCUAUCAAGCCAACAGAACCUGGAUACUGUUUAUGAUUUAGCAACCGAGCAGAAUGUGAGUGCUAGGGAGAAAAUUGAAGAGCUCAAUAAUGAGCUUAUAAAAGCACAGGAGGCAGCUCAAGUGGCCAAUGAACAACUUAUUUCCAGUCAAACUGAUGAGAAUGUUGACUUUAUAGCUAGUGUUUCCAUGGGAAUCGAAGACGUAAUGUCCGAAGUACAAAACUCGAAAGAAGCUGUUCAAAGUGUUAUUUUGAUGAUUGAUGAUGCGACUAAAAGUUUCUCUACUCUCUGUCAUAUACUCCUUGGUUUCAAAACCUCAAUAUUUCAAGAUUCUGCGGGACAAAAAUUAAUCUUUAAUAAUUGUCAGAAGUUGAAUUCUUGCUUAACUCAAACAAUAUCCGAGCUUGAGAAUCAGAAGAUUCUUCUCGACAGCCAGUUAUCGAAUAUUCAAAAGCUUCUUGAGGAAUCAAAACUAGAUGCUCAGAGCUCCCAUAAUUCUUUGCUGGAACGGUUAGAACAACAAGAAUUGGAAAAUCAAGAGCUGAUUUCUUAUAUCCAAACUCUUGAAAAAGAGGUAGCAUGUUUAACAUCAUCUUCAGUGGCCAAGGAAAAGGAAACUCUAAGAAAAGAUCUUGAGAAGGCAAAAACCAGGAUGAAAGAAACUGAAUCUAAGCUUAAGAUCGCUAUGCAAGAGAAAACAAAACUUGAGGGCGAGAAAGCCUCUGCUGAACGGGAGAUCAAACGGUUGCAUGGUCAGAAUUCGCGUCUUGAACGCGAUAUCAGUAAACGUGAUUCACUUGCUGGAAAGAGUUCAAAGAUGUUUGAUACUCAAAGACCAAAGGAUCUUGCAGUUUCUCUGGAAGAGUACAAAAAGCUGGAAGUUUUUGCAUUUGAAUCGGAAACAAGAAUCGCUUCGUUGGAAGAAGAAAUAUCAGCCGCGCUGAAAGAGAGAGAAGAGGUGAUAUCUAUUAACGAAGCUUUGAAUUCAGAAUUGGAAGAUUUGACUGAAAAACUGAGGACAUCAACCUCUGAAAUAUAUGAUUUGAAGGAGGAGAUUUCAGCUGUUAAACAAAGAUCGGAAGAAUCUGACAUCAACCAAAAAAAAUUGGAAAGCUCGAUCAAAGAAUUGAUGGAAGAAAAGGAGGAGUUCUCAAUGCAACUUACAAAUGCCUUAUUGGAAAGAGAAGAGGAAAGGGCAAUUUGGUCAGCCAAGGAGAAAGCUGCACUUCUAGGCAUAGAAGAACAAGCACGGUCAAACAAUGAGAAGAUUACAUCAUUAUCUACAGAAUUAUCAGAGGUAAGAAUCACGGCUUUACUGAUUAGAGUUAGUUUGGAUAGAAUUUUCAGCAUACAUAGUAAAAGAAAAGUUGAAAUGAUUAUUAAUCUUCUAAAUAACAGCUUUUCAUAUAAGUUGCAAUUAACUUCUGUACAUCAACUUUUUCAGAAUCUCAAGAUCAAAAUUUCCACUGUUACUGAAGAAAGGGACAAAUUGAUGACCGAGAUGGAAGAUCAACAGAAACAUAUUAUGGAAGUGGAACUCCUGCUAAAACAUUGUCAAGAUGAGUUGUCAAGGGAAAAAGACCAUAUGAAGGAGCUCAGUGAUAAAAUUUCCAGCAUGGAAGUCAAAAUGCAUGCUGAUAAAGUUACAAACAUCAAUGAAACAGCUAAGCUUAGAAUGAUGCUCCGUGGAACACAAGCGAAGCUAGAUGCUUAUCGUUUGCGAUAUAAAGAAGCAAUUGAAGAAUCAGAUUCGUUAAAAUUAAAGUACAAAGAAGCUUCAGAGAAGCUGAAAGACAUGCUUCGCUCGCAGGGACUAGAGUUGAUGGACCUAAAGAAACAGCUAGCUGCUGUCAAAUGACAAUAGGAACUUUUUGUUUAUAUAACCUGACCUCUCAUGUAGUUAUAUAUGAAGCACUUCAACACAGACACAACAUACAAUUAGGAGUCAACAAGAUAACAAUCCGGCUUAAACCACAUUUGACUCAAACUGCAGUUGGUAUACAUAAAUUCAAUUCCGUCCAUUUUUCUCUUGUAGAUUGGGCAGGUUACUGAUCACACGGGACACGGGUUUGCAGAUGGGUUCAUGCUGUUUUUAUAGGAAUUCUUUUUUAGGUUCUUUGUAAAGAUGCCCGUGCUUAUUAGUGACCACAUAAAUUUGUGUGUGUGCGCGCGCGCAUACAUGGUAGUCAAAAAUUGCAUGUAACUCUUAAAAUCGUUUGAUUAUACGUGUGUAGGUGUGAAAUUUGUGUUGUACCGACUGUAAAAUCAAUAGAAUGAAAUUGGAAUUUAACACGA